AUGGCAAGGAUACAGUCCAUCCUUCCAAGAGUCAUGCUCUGGGAAAUAUUUGGAUUCAUUCUCUUACAAGGUAUGUUAAAAGCAAGCUGUGUGUUGACAUCUGAGGUCAGCACUGGAGCUUACCUUGACUCCGGCAGAGUGUCUGGCUCUGGAGGACCAACGGGUCCACAUCUUGCUGAAGCAACUGCGGCAAAGUCCAGACCCAAGCGCUGCACUUGUUAUUCCUACAAGGAUAAAGAGUGCGUCUACUACUGCCACUUGGACAUCAUCUGGAUCAACACACCCGAGCGCACUGUGCCGUAUGGAAUGUCGAGCUACAGAGGACCUCAGCGAAUCAGACGGGAUGUUACCAAACAAGCACCUGAACGUGAGCGGGCAAAGACUCAGCGUUGCAUAUGUGUUUCAACUGACUCAGACCCUGAAUGCAGUUACUUUUGCCUGUCAAGCCCGCAUCACAAAGGGCCAAUCAGGAGUCUCCACAGAGUCCCUGGAUGACAGUUUGACUCCUCUCAUCUUUAGCUGUU
Molecule: messenger RNA, 524 nt
Organism: Cheilinus undulatus (humphead wrasse)
Lineage: Eukaryota; Metazoa; Chordata; Actinopteri; Labriformes; Labridae
Gene: edn3b
Product: endothelin 3b
Exons: 4
Coding region: 1-495 (164 amino acids)
Biological process (GO): intracellular calcium ion homeostasis; vein smooth muscle contraction; regulation of systemic arterial blood pressure by endothelin
Cellular component (GO): extracellular region
Molecular function (GO): endothelin B receptor binding; hormone activity
Source: RefSeq, a predicted model, not a curated record